Molecule: messenger RNA, 625 nt
Organism: Eurytemora carolleeae
Lineage: Eukaryota; Metazoa; Arthropoda; Copepoda; Calanoida; Temoridae
Exons: 6
Coding region: 94-465 (123 amino acids)
Source: RefSeq, a predicted model, not a curated record
AAUUAAAUAUAAUCUAAUACAGCGGAAAGAGAAAGGACCAUCCGAGAAAGUAGAAGACCUGGCGAUGCCCCACCAGCUGUACAGUCCGUGUUGAUGGCUGGACGAGGUCGGGGUGUGUCUGCGGACGAUUUGCCGGUUCAAGGGGGUAGAAGUAAACCGAGGAUUGCUCAAACUGCAGUGCCACGCGUCGGAUUAAAUGUAGGAAUGGCGUCCGUGACUAUUUCCAGUUCGGACAGCGAUACUGGAAGCUCAUCAUCUAAAGGAAAGGGAUAUCUUCUGCCGGUGAUGAUGGCAACGGAAACGGUCACGGCAACGGUAAUGGUAAUGGAGGAGGCGGGGCUGCUGAACAGAUCCCUGUUAGAGAGAGUGUGGGCAGAGGAGCAAAGCGAGGCAAGCCAGAGCCGAUGGCCAUUUACAGAACAAUACCCUCAGAAACUCAGACUAAGUUCGCAAGAUGGGAGCUAAAGUAGAUCUAAGUUCGGAACCUUCUUCAAAGGGAAGUAGUUGGAAGUAGUACUUUCCAACUACUUUCCUUUGAAGAAGAUGCCGAACUGGAGACUCUAUCUCUACCGUGUGGACAUGAAGCCUGAGGUCGAUUAUACAAAGGUAAGGUUCUGUCAAAUUU